AUGUUGGUGAAUGCCUCGUCAGUGCCCAUCUUCUAUGGGGUGACUCACAGACUUCGAGAUUCUAUUUCGAAGAAGGUUGGUAAUGCUCCUCAGGAGAUCGACGUUGUACCGUGGAUGGCUCGAACGGCGCUUGAGUUGAUAGGUCAGAGUGGAUUUGGCCACUCCUUCGACACUCUCGCGGAAGACGUGGCCCAUGGUUCAUACGGCGCGGCAAUAAACGCGAACGCUGUAACCCCCAAAAUGCGCCGCUUCAUCGUCGAUCUCCUUCCGUGGAAGAGCUUGCAUGACGUGCGCGAUAUUGUUGAUACCAUUUACAACGCCUCCUUGAAUAUUUUCGAGUCAGACAAAAGGGCGUUGUUGGAUGGGGAUGAAGCUGACCUUCCUCAACGCCAGACGUAA
Molecule: messenger RNA, 399 nt
Organism: Laccaria bicolor S238N-H82
Lineage: Eukaryota; Fungi; Basidiomycota; Agaricomycetes; Agaricales; Hydnangiaceae
Exons: 5
Coding region: 1-399 (132 amino acids)
Molecular function (GO): oxidoreductase activity, acting on paired donors, with incorporation or reduction of molecular oxygen; monooxygenase activity; heme binding
Source: RefSeq, a predicted model, not a curated record